UGGCUGUGUGUUCUACGGGAAGCGGUGGCAGAAAGCGAAUAGUUUUUUGCUGAUGCGAAGGUAAUGUCGUUUCGUUGUUGAAAAGUAAAUGUCGUUGUGCAUUUUCCUCCUAGUUUACGCAGUGGACUAUAUUAAAUACUCGUUUUGAUCGUACAUAAUUAUUGUCAGCAGCGUUGUGUAAACGUACCGGAUAACUGGUUGGUGUCCAAAGGAUUGUGUGCAGGUGUUAUAGUACUCUUGGAUACCGGCCAAUAAGAGAAAUACAAACCGCAGUAUUGAACACGAAGUGGAUCUUUCAACUGGGCAGCACUUUUUCGGCUAGCGUUUUGUAAACUAUUGUUUCUACCGACCUGUUUGCUGGAUAUAAAAGACAAAGCCGUCGAAGGUGAUGGAUUAGCAACUCCACGAUGCCAGACAACACGGGUCAGGUUCAGGAGGAAUACCUCAACAAGCUUUCCCAGUUGGAGGGCAAAAUAGCCGGUGACACAUUUGUGGCUAGCUUCUCGAAAAAUUGCGAAGUCCUGAAGAGCAUGUGUGGGCUGGCGCUGGUAUAUGAGAAUCGUAUGAAACAGUAUACCAAGGAAAUGAAGUCGAUUCUAACAGACCUCAAGCAAGCUGGAGGUUUUCGGUUGGAGUAUUCAUUAAUCGGAGCCCCUUGCUGCUGUCAGUGUCACGAGAGCGAGGAAAAUGCGUCACAGGCGGCUGAAGGCGGGCAGGAGCCAAAAGCAAAGGAGGCGAGGACAAAGGAGGCCGAGACACAGACAGAAGCACAACAAAGUACUGAUUUCAUACCUCCGGAGGGCUCGAAGUUGACUGUGGCUGAUAUGGUGACACAAGCGGCGCAAGAGAUGUGUCCCGCUGGUGCCGGAGGCGAUUAUGUUUACAACGACCAGUACCACAUGUUCUUUUCGCAAUCAACAGGCUACUACUGGGAUCCGAAAACGAAACUUUUCUACCAACCUACAACGGGUACGUACUACAGCUACGAUGAAGAUACGCAAAGCUACACCGUUGUGGAGCCCCCGGGAGCGAGUGGCAAAGAUCGAAAGGACAAAGAUCGGAGACGACGAAGUCGUUCGAGGGAUCGACGACGACGACGAUCGCGCAGUCGAGGCAACAGCCGGGAGCGGGAACACCAGCAGCAGCAGCAACGGCGGCGGAGGCGCAGCAGAUCGCGGCCGAGUAAGAGGUUGCCGAGUCCCACUUCGCCCAGGGGUGGCCGGGGAAACCGUGACGUCGGCCGGGACGACGAUGGUGCCGCUGGAGGCAGCCCGAGGGAUCAACGAAGGAGUCCCCCGAGAAAAAGCCGGAGGUCCGAGCGAAGCGCUGAUGAGGGCGAGCUUAUUACCGAGGAAGAGGGUUCUAUCGAGAUGGCUAUUCUCAGCGAGGACGAAGACUCUAAUGCGAUAACCAAUUAUCCACCGUGUAUACGUUUUGUCGUAAAGCAAUCACAGCAGCUACCACCGCAUUCGGUGCAAAUGCUUCCAUUCCCUGGAGGAGUACUUGGAGCACCUCUAAAAAGUGAUCUCUGUGUUCCCGACGCUGGUAUCGGCAAGCGGCAUUGCAAUAUAUAUUUCGAGUCUGACUCACAACAGUACAAGGUCGAACAGCUUGACGGGAAUAAUCCGACCAAAAUCAACGGAAAGCCUCUAAAAAAGGGCGCAAAACAUGUUUUGGUACAUAUGGACCGUUUUGAGCUUGGAGAGGGCACUCAAUUGGAAGUGCAUUUACAUGAUAGGAAGGACACGUGUGGAAAUUGCGAACCUGGGCUUCUUCAGCGACGGGCAGAGCUCGACGCGCCGUCACCAAAUAGUUCAGCAAAUGCAAGCUCACUGAGCAGUGAAGCUCAGCGUCGGCGAAACCUUAAAGGAUUAAAAAAGCAAUACGGAUUAGCUGAAGAACCGUACAUCGAACCUUGGCUUGACGACAAUCCACAGUACGCAGAUCGCGCGGGCGAAAGACGAGCUCGAGUUGGAUCAGAUUUCCCUCAUGAACUAGAUGCCGCACCUGCACAUGCUGAAGUGCCGAUGGAACGAUCAAACAAAGGCUUCAAAAUGCUCCAAGGCAUGGGCUGGCGAGAAGGAGAGGGCUUGGGACGGUCUAAUCAAGGUGGAACACAGCCCGUUCCCGUGCAGAUGCGCAACGAACGUGCAGGGAUAGGUUCAGAGGAUGCAAUCCAUUCGGAUGACAACAACCGAGGCGAGCGAUGGAAAAGGGCGCGGGCUAGAUACGAUCAAAUCAAAUGAGAAACAAACACGGCUAUUCAUUAAUCGAAAUAAUCAUUUCAUCACCAAUCAAUCGUUCAGCAAUCGCUUCUAUGAUUGCUCACAAAAUAAAGAAAGCGAACGAUUCUUGAAGGAGAAGGUAAACUGUUCAUUAGCAGGGAGAGGGUUACAACGUUGUCACUGAAUACUGGAAACCAUGUUCGUCUCCUGAUGGUAACAAUGUAAAUUAUGGCCAUUGGUUAAUAAACAAAUAAUGAUUUUUUCCUAAAUAAACUCUUGAAAACGAAUUCUUGUGUACAAAAACAUUGUAUUUCGUUUGCGCUGAGUC
Varroa destructor (honeybee mite) is the source of this 2553-nucleotide messenger RNA. RefSeq lists its product as uncharacterized. Gene Ontology annotation, molecular function: nucleic acid binding; protein binding. NCBI's taxonomy places the organism in Eukaryota, Metazoa, Arthropoda, Arachnida, Mesostigmata, Varroidae. The record is from RefSeq and is a predicted model, not a curated record.